Molecule: messenger RNA, 594 nt
Organism: Pedinophyceae sp. YPF-701
Lineage: Eukaryota; Viridiplantae; Chlorophyta; Pedinophyceae
Source: the annotation of a GenBank genome assembly
AUGCAGAUGCCGCGCUACGAGGCCAACCCGGGGCGCCGGCGGCUGCGCGCGGCGCGCUGGGCGCCGGCGGCUGCUCGCUGCAGCGAGCUGUACGCGCGCGAGGGCGGCGCGGGGCCGGAGCUGGCGGCGCGCGUCCUCGUUGGCGGGCCCCUGCGGUCCCCGGCGGGGGUGGUCGCGGACGGGCUGUGGGGCCUCGCGGCGCUCGGGCAGCUCGACCCGGAGGACGCGCGCGUCGGGGCCGUGCUGCGCGGCCUCGCGGCGCGUGGCGAGGGCGCGCCGCCGGCGCCCGAGGACGCGUGCGACGCCGCCGUCGUGGGGCCGGCGUUCCUGGCGCGGGGCGCCGCGGCGGGCGGGCUCGACGCGGUGGCGCUGUGCAGGCUCGGGCAGGCGAUGGUCGGGUCGGGCGGCGACCUGGAGGCGUGGCGGGCGUGCGGGGGGGCGGAGGCGGCGCCCCUGGUGGACGUUGCGUGGCGCUGGGGGCUGCGGGGCGUCGUGGCCGCGGGGAUGCAGUGGAGCCAGUGGCAGCGGUUCCGGAAGUUCUGCGGACCCGACGCGGAGCUCCAGGGGCCGCUCGACGCACCAGCGCGCGCGUGA